Molecule: messenger RNA, 2343 nt
Organism: Leptopilina heterotoma
Lineage: Eukaryota; Metazoa; Arthropoda; Insecta; Hymenoptera; Figitidae
Exons: 9
Coding region: 1-2343 (780 amino acids)
Molecular function (GO): RNA-DNA hybrid ribonuclease activity; nucleic acid binding
Source: RefSeq, a predicted model, not a curated record
AUGACGUGCGAUUCAUAUGCGACGCAUAUGAGGACGCAUCUGUGUGGUCCAGUGAUAGCACGAGCUAGAACUAGACAAGUGAUACCUAUCGAUAUUCUAAACACUGAAUUAAAAGAAGGAUAUUUACCCUUGAUAAAAACAACUGAAGGAUUACUAUUGGGUGAAGGAAUAGUAACAAAUCGCGAUGGAGUUUGUCACAUUUAUGCCAUAAAUAUGACAAUUGAAGACGCAGAAAUUGAGAUACCGCCUCAAGAGUUAAUCCCUUUCGAAUGUUACAAAUUACCAGACGAAGAUAUUACUGAAGAAGAUAUAGAGAUACCAAAUCCUCCUAUUCAAAAACCUAGUAGAAGUCUGCUUCCUAGUUUGAAACUUCCAUCAGCAGCUACAAAAAACAUGCGUGGACCUAAAAGUGCACCUCCACAACUGUUACCCAAAAUUGUAAAUUUUUCAAGCCCAGAAAAAACAGUAGUAACGGUAAAACCACCAGUUAGUGAGAGCGAAAAAAGUUCUGAAGAAGAGGAAAACAAUAUGAUGAACCUAAGUAGAAAAGAAAUAGCUCAGGAUUUAAGAAACUCUAUAACCCGUUUUAAUAAAUCUUUAAAACAACAUGAAGAUUGGUUAAUGGACUCACCACAACCACCCAGAGAUUGGAUCGUACACUCUGACGGAAAUAAUGAUGAGACCAUUCAUAAAGCAGCUAAUGAAUUGAUUCCCGGAGAUCAUUCAGAAUUCUCACAAAAAUUUGAUUUAUAUUGGGAUUAUGCUAAAGGUGCAUCCAUAUGGGAAAAUAAUGAAAUAGAUAAUCCCGAUAGUGAAACUUCAAUCAAUGAAAUCACGAAACCAGAACAAUCAAUACAUCAAACUCCGCAGAAAAAUGAAAUAGACAGCUAUGUUAACACCUAUCACACUUCAUUGCACGAAACAGAUGUCGAUACAGAUGAUGAAGAUGAAGAAACCACAGAUGAUGAUAAUGAAGAUGAAAAAGAAGGAAACGAAGAAAAGGAAAACACCAAUGAAGAAGAAGAAAGUGAAGAGGAAGAAAAUACAGAUAACGAACCAAAAGAAUAUAAUUUUAAAUCGAAUUCUAUGAUAACAAUACCAAUAGAAAGUAUUCCUCCAAACUUACCCUCAAGUUAUUCUAAAAUUACAGAAAAACUUUCAAAUAUCACAAGCCAUAGAGAAAAUCUAAGUUACCAUCGAAAUAAUUAUGUACAUUUUCUAUCAGCCGAUUGUGAGCCCAAAGCUGGUUCGGAUUCCAACUGGUCGGAUUUACCCUCCUCUGAUCCGGAUAACCUAAGCGGCCACAUCGAAAGUGUCGAAACAAUUAAACGAUUUAAAGCACAAGAAAGUGCGCGAGUGAAUCCUAACGAUCCAAAAGACAAGAAAAGGUUACUUCAAAGGCCUACCACAUCAUUAGAGCGAACCGGAAGCCUAAAGGAAGGGUUAAAAUCUAAAGGAUCAAAAUCAGGAAUUCCUGCAAAAGCCGGAACAAAACAAAAGGUUAUUGACCCCACCCUCACCAAGAAACCAGCAGCGAAGGGAGGAUAUCUUGGACAACCAUCCACGAGUCAAGGACAACAACGGCAAAAAACUAUUUUAAAGAGACCCAGCAACCUGGAGGCUACAGUGCCUUCCCAACCUUCCACCUCACCUUCCCUUUCUCAACCCUCCACUUCCAGAGACAAAACCCUGGACGCAUAUACAGACGUCUACGUUGAUGGAGCAUGUUGCGAAAUGGCGGAUCCAGCCCGAGAGCCGGAGUCGGCGUUUGGUUUGGUAAAGAUCACCCUCUCAACGUCUCGCAACGAUAUAGAGGCAAGCAAACUAACAACGCCUCAGAAAUUGAAGCAGCAGCAACUAUUGCUGCUAAACAAAAUCGAAAGGUUUACGAAAGUUGAUAAGACUCUGAAACCUUUGGAUGUAGUCUGGAAACACGUCCCCGGUCAUGAAGGAAUUCCUGGAAACGAAAAUGCUGAUCAACUGGCAAGAGAAGGAACAUUAAAGGAUCCCGAACCUGAUUCAUCAUCAUCUUCUGACCAGCAACAGCAGCAGGAUGAAUCAAGUGAUCAGGAGGACCAACCCAAGGAUGAUCCUAUAACCGAAACUCAACAUCUUAUCCAGGGAGUGAAUGAAUCAUUAAUAAAUUCAACUCCUUCACAGGCGCAGGAGCAGGUGACUCUAAUCUCACAAACAACACCCUAUUCUGGGAUUAUGAAAGGAUUGGACCAUGCUUCCAGAAGACAGUGUGUUUCAGGGACUGGUGAGGAUGAUCAAGAGCAUUUGGACUACUUGAGGACCCAGGAUCCGUUGAUGAAUAUGACGAUGGACUUUCAAGAAGAGUAA